AUGUCCAGAUAUUCGCCGCAGCAGGGCGGCUAUCCGUACUCCGCUGCCCGCGCUGCCUAUCCUUCCUUCAUCCCCGUCCAGGACUCCUUGAAGCUGCAAGCCACAUGGCUCCUGCGCGGUCUCGCCGACGCGUUCAGAUGGGACAUUGUCGUCAGGACCGUCAGCAGCGACCCAGAGAUCCGCGCCAACGUCCUCAAGUCCCUGCUGCUGAACUCGCUCUCGUUGACCUCGAUCUACGUCUUUGAUAUCCUUUUGCACCCCCUUGUGCGAGACCAGCAGAAAUGGCUCCAUCGGAACGUCGGGUGGUUCUACCAGGUGCUGUGGCUACUCCCCGUGGUCGGAGCCUCGCUCUAUCUGAAUAGCUCGUGGUGCACCCUUAUUGCCAAGCGAACCUACGCCCUUCAGCACGGAUCUCGAGCAGCAGCCGCCGAGACGUCGUACACCUACACUGGCCUCCUCCACGCGCUCGCGUCGUCAGCCUACCGAGGCGUCAUGAUCGUGACCUCUAUUACGCUUGAUUUUGCCCUUGGACACAUCCCCGUCGUUGGCCCAGCCUUGAGCUUCGCGUUCUUGUGUUGGGUGGAUGCCUAUUAUUGCUUCGAGUUCAUAUGGACAGCGCGAGGCCUAGCGCUCUUCAAGCGAGUCAGGCAUCUCGAAGAACACUGGGCGUACUACUUCGCCUUCGGUCUCCCGUCGGCCGCGCUGUGCAUGUGGGGCAGCGGCCUCGCCAACGCCGCCAUCUUCGCGCUCAUCUUCCCCUCAUACAUCAUCAUGGCGAUGCACGCCCACCCUGUCCCGCACGACCCCUACAACCCCCUCCCGGUUUCUGCCUCCGCCACUGACACCCGCCCGCUGCUGCCCUCGCCGUACGUCCCCAUCCGGCUGCCCGUGUUCGCCUCCGUCAUAUUCAUCAACGACUGGAUCGUGCGCGUACUGAGCCUGUUUGGCCCGCGCGGAGGGGGAAGGCAUCGCAGGGGGCUGAGCGAGGCGGAGGCGGAGAGCGUGGAGGAGGGCGUGGAGAUGAGCGCGGUGGGGAGGGGCGGGAGGAGGAUUGGGGUGCGGGGGGUGAGGAGGAAGGUUGAGUAG
Molecule: messenger RNA, 1086 nt
Organism: Gloeophyllum trabeum ATCC 11539
Lineage: Eukaryota; Fungi; Basidiomycota; Agaricomycetes; Gloeophyllales; Gloeophyllaceae
Exons: 7
Coding region: 1-1086 (361 amino acids)
Biological process (GO): macroautophagy
Cellular component (GO): endoplasmic reticulum
Source: RefSeq, a predicted model, not a curated record